CGCCCUGGAGGAAGUGGGGAGGAGGAGACUGCUUGGGAACCCCUCCUCUGCUCCCGCUCCAUCUCCUCCGCGCUCUGCGCUCCUUGCCUCGGCGUUACUUGCACAGAAGACCCUUCCCCGCCACACCGCGCGUGCCCUCUGCACCCAGCGCUGCCCUUCCCCCCGCCCUCCCCCCGCAGCCGCCCGGUUGUAAGUUGCAGGGCGACCAGAAGCCCAUAGCCAUGGCGACCCCCUCAGCUGCCUUUGAGGCCCUUAUGAAUGGAGUGACAAGCUGGGAUGUCCCUGAAGAUGCUGUCCCGUGUGAACUGCUUCUUAUUGGAGAGGCUUCCUUCCCAGUGAUGCUGAAUGACAUGGGCCAGGUCCUCAUUGCUGCAUCCUCCUAUGGCCGAGGCCGCCUGGUGGUGGUAUCCCACGAGGACUACUUGGUGGAAGCCCAGCUCACUCCCUUUCUCCUCAAUGCAGUGGGGUGGCUCUGUUCUUCCCCUGGGGCCCCCGUAGGUGUACACCCAUCCCUGGCACCUCUGGCCAAAAUCCUCGAGGGCUCUGGAGUGGAGGCGAAGCUUGAGCCGGAAGUGAAAGACUCCCUGGGGGUUUACUGUAUCGACGCCUACAAUGAAACCAUGACUGAAAAAUUGGUCAAGUUUAUGAAACAUGGAGGAGGUUUGCUCAUUGGAGGCCAAGCCUGGGAUUGGGCCAACCAAGGCGAUGAUGAAAGGGUUCUGUUCACAUUCCCUGGGAACCUCGUGACCAGUGUGGCAGGCAUAUACUUCACUGACAACAAAGGAGACACAAGUUUCUGUAAAGUGUCUAAGAAGAUGCCCAAGAUUCCAGUCUUAGUUAGUUGUGAAGACGAUCUCUCCGAGGACAGAGAGGAGCUUCUGCACGGAAUUUCUGAGCUGGACAUCAGCAACUCGGAUUGUUUCCCAUCCCAGCUGCUAGUGCAUGGAGCUUUAGCCUUUCCCCUGGGGUUAGAUUCCUACCACGGCUGUGUUAUAGCGGCUGCCCGUUAUGGCCGGGGCCGGGUGGUAGUGAUGGGCCACAAGGUAUUAUUCACUGUGGGUAAACUGGGCCCCUUUCUGCUCAAUGCUGUGCGCUGGCUGGAUGCAGGCCGCCGAGGCAAGAUCGUGGUGCAGACGGAACUAAGGACAAUGAGCGGCCUGCUUGCAGUGGGGGGCAUAGACACCAGCAUCGAGCCCAAUCUGACCAGUGAUGCGAGUGUCUAUUGCUUUGAGCCCACGAGUGAUGUGGGAGUCAAGGAGCUGCAGGAAUUUGUAGCUGAGGGCGGGGGCCUGUUUGUUGCAGCCCAAGCCUGGUGGUGGGCCUUCAAGAACCCCGGAGUGUCCCCUCUGGCUCGGUUCCCAGGGAACCUCCUGCUCAACGCCCUUGGCAUCAGUAUCACAAGCCAAAGCCUCAAUCCAGGGCCCUUUCGUACUCCGAAAGCGGGGAUAAGGACCUAUCACUUCCGCUCCACUCUGGCUGAGUUCCAGGUUAUCAUGGGCAGGAAGAGAGGGAAUGUGGAAAAGGGAUGGUUGGCAAAGCUGGGGCCGGAUGGCGCAGCUUUCCUGCAGAUCCCCGCAGAAGAGAUCCCUGCCUAUAUGUCUGUACAUCGGCUCCUCAGGAAGCUGCUGAGUCGAUACCGGCUCCCAGUGGCGACCCGAGAGAACCCAGUCAUCAAUGACUGCUGCAGGGGUGCUAUGCUCUCCCUGGCCACUGGUCUGGCCCACUCUGGGAGUGACCUCUCUCUGUUAGUCCCAGAAAUUGAAGACAUGUACAGCAGCUCCUAUCUGCGCCCCUCUGACUCUCCUAUCACCGUUCAGGUCAACUGCAACAAUCCAGGCACCCGAUAUUGCUGGAUGAGCACUGGGCUGUACAUACCUGGAAGGCAAAUUAUAGAGGUCUCACUGCCUGAAGCUGCUGCCUCUGCUGACCUGAAGGUACAGAUUGGCUGCCACACAGAUGACCUGACCAGGGCCAGCAAGCUGUUCCGAGGCCCACUGGUAAUCAACCGGUGCUGCUUGGACAAGCCCACAAAAUCAAUCACCUGCCUCUGGGGCGGCCUCCUCUACAUCAUCGUGCCUCAGAGCAGCAAGCUGGGUUCUGUGCCCAUCACUGUGAAGGGGGCUGUGCAUGCUCCAUUCUACAAGUUAGGGGAGACAUCCCUGGAGGAGUGGAAGAGGUGUCUCCAGGAGAAUAUUGGUCCCUGGGGAGAGCUGGCUACAGACAACAUCAUCCUGACAGUGCCAACUGCCAACCUUCGCACACUGGAUAAUCCUGAGCCGGUGCUUCGCCUCUGGGAUGAGGUGAUGCAGGCUGUGGCACGGCUGGGGGCCGAGCCCUUCCCCUUGCGUCUGCCUCAGAGGAUUGUUGCCGAUGUGCAGAUUUCAGUAGGCUGGAUGCAUGCGGGGUACCCCAUCAUGUGCCACCUGGAGUCAGUGCAGGAGCUCAUCAAUGAGAAACUCAUCAGAACCAAGGGGCUAUGGGGCCCUGUCCAUGAGCUCGGCCGCAACCAGCAGCGGCAGGAGUGGGAAUUCCCACCACACACCACCGAGGCCACCUGCAACCUGUGGUGUGUUUAUGUGCAUGAAACGGUCUUGGGCAUUCCUCGAGGCCGUGCCAAUAUUGCCCUGUGGCCCCCAGUACGGGAGAAAAGAGUCAGAAUCUACCUGAGCAAGGGUCCCAAUCUGAAAAACUGGAAUGCGUGGACAGCACUGGAAACAUAUUUACAGCUCCAGGAAGCUUUUGGUUGGGAGCCCUUCAUCCGUCUCUUCACUGAGUAUCGUAACCAGACCAACUUGCCCACCGACAAUGUUGACAAGAUGAAUCUGUGGGUGAAGAUGUUCUCCCACCAAGUGCAGAAGAAUCUGGCUCCCUUCUUUGAGGCCUGGGCCUGGCCAAUCCAGAAGGAAGUGGCUACCAGCCUGGCCUAUCUGCCUGAAUGGAAGGAAAAUAUUAUGAAAUUGUACCUCCUCACACAGAUGCCCCACUGAAAUUGAAGUGAAAAAAAACUGGAAGGCAUUUGGUUAUGAAUGAAGAAGACCUCAACACAUUUCUGGAAGAGAAAAAGUGGAUGAAACAUGAAAAAAGAAUGAAAGAGUGAAGGUACCUUUCAGACAGAAUAUAAGCUGAUCUGAAUAACAUAACCUCAGAGUGGCUUGGGCACCUGAAACGUCUAUUUCAUAAAGAAUUAUACCAGUUGUAAAAUUGAACCCCAUCACAUUCUACCCUAUCCCUUGUGCAUAGAAUACAGGCAGUCAACUAUUGGUACCAGUGAGAACUCUGUUGUUGCUAUUAUUGUUGUUGUUGUUGUUGUUUAUAUAAAGAAAUUGAAUAAAUUGCCCAAGAGAGGUAGGAGUUGGUGCUUCAGAAUGAAAUUUUUCUUUUUGUGGAAAUAAGUGAUCCCUUAGCCUAUCAGCUAAUUCUUUACUGAUAGUUGAAACCCCCCUACUCAAGUAACCAAGUGUUUCCAGUCAUAGAAGAAGCUUACUGGAAAAACAGACCAAACCAUACAAUGGCAGAGGAAACCCAUAUCAACUCCUAUAAAAGUCAACAGUUAUAUUGAUGCUUAAAUGCAAAUGGUCAGCUAGGAAUUCCCAGACAUUGAGCAUUGUGGGUGGUGGUGGGAUGGGGAGUGGGAGGGAGGGCCAAGGGAGACGAGACGUAUGUAAGAAAAAACUACCAAUUAGAAUUAGGAGAUUGGAAAACUGCACCCAAUUCUGGAGGAAACAAAGUCAAAAUUAAAAAAGUAACUUUAAAAUCUAGUUAUAUCUUCAGAGAGAUCUGAAGUAUAUUUGUAAGAUGAAAACAGGAUGCUACAAAGAAAGAAAAAACUCUGAGAAUAAGGAGAGCCCUUUAAAAGUGAAAUAUUGUCAAAAAUACCCCGUAGACAAGCUAGAAAUAAAGUUGAUGGAAUCUCCCUAGGUAUAGAGCAAAAAUAAAUAGCAGAAACUAUGAAGAAAGGAAAGAUCUAACCAUUAGUGUGUUUUUUUAAAGAGAAAACAGAAAAUAUAGGCAAAGAAAAAAAAAUUGAAGAACAGAAAGAACUAACUCUCCAGAUUCAGGGGGAUCCAAUAAAACCUACAUCGAGACACAAUUAUGUGAAAUUUUGGAAUAUUAAGGAUAGAGAGAAGACAUUAAAACUGCACAGAGAGAAAAUAAAACUGGGUCAUCAUAAUUAGCUUAGCCAAAAAGGAAUGAGAAAUAGACUAGGCAGCAGAUUUUUCAUCAGCAACACUAAAAGCUAGAAGCCGCCUUAACCAGUUUGACUCAGUGGAUAGAGCGUCGGCCUGCGAACUGAAGGAUCCCAGGUUCGAUUCCAGUCAAGGGCAUGUACCUUGGUUGCGGGCACAUCCCCAGUAGGGAGUGUGCAAGAGGCAGCUGAUCAAUGAUUCUCUCUCAUUGAUGUUUCUAGCUCUCUAUCCCUCUCCCUUCCUCUCUGUAAAAAUCAAUAAAAUAUAUUAAAAAAAAAAAAAAAAAG
This is a messenger RNA of Eptesicus fuscus (big brown bat), 4474 nucleotides long. RefSeq names its product TRPM8 channel associated factor 1 (gene TCAF1). Bases 222 to 2987 code for a protein of 921 amino acids. The record is from RefSeq and is a predicted model, not a curated record. Gene Ontology annotation, biological process: positive regulation of anion channel activity. NCBI's taxonomy places the organism in Eukaryota, Metazoa, Chordata, Mammalia, Chiroptera, Vespertilionidae. The transcript has 9 exons.